This is a messenger RNA of Periconia digitata, 3658 nucleotides long. NCBI's taxonomy places the organism in Eukaryota, Fungi, Ascomycota, Dothideomycetes, Pleosporales, Periconiaceae. The record is from the annotation of a GenBank genome assembly.
UGACGAUGAUCAAUCUAUGUUUUUUGUUGUUUGGGUCGAAUCAAACAAAAGCAAUGAUAUGUACAAGGACAGGGAUGGUAGAUCUAUCACGGUGCAGUGCUUCCUUCGUGUUCGUGUCAUCCCUAGAGUCAACUUGUCUGCUUUGAGGUUGACGUGCCCGAUCCCCUUCACCAAAUCGAGGUCGCCGUGCAUGAGCAUCUAUAGAUAUUGCAUUCCCGCCCCCCUGAUCCAUCCUGCGAGAUCUUCCUAGAGCUCGGGAUCCAUCACGCCUGCAUGCAUGAUCUGUUCAGGCUUGUUUAUUGACGCGAUUCAGGCUCGUUCGCAUGUUCGUAUAGACCCACAAGGCCGCGUAAUAACCAACACCAUGCAAUAAUGAUAGAUCAUGUGCGUGCGUGUGUGUGUGUAUACCGAUGUGCUGCAUGCAAUGGAACCCUUUGUAUUGGUGUUGGCGGAGCGCCAAGCCUGACUCGCUGGAAGAUCCGCGGAACUUCACUCACACCUCUCCGAAGCUUGACCUUAUUCCAACCCAACCUCACGCCUCACAAUAAUCCGCUUUGGAGCUGUCUCAUGGGUCAUGGAAUCUUUGGCCAAAGAGUGGGCCGUCUUUCUGGAUAAAUGCCUCGCAUCACGGAUUCACGCUGAUCUCUUCGACACUGCAGUCGCCCAGCUACACAUCAGAUCUCCACUUCCUGGUCGGAAAAUCGCUGCCCUGCUGCUGAAGCCGCGCUGUGCUAUAGCAAUCAGCCCCGAUCCUCGUGUUCUCGUCUACGUUGAGCGAUUACUUAUCCUGAAGAAAAUUGAUGCCUCGGAUCUCCUGCAGGCUGCUUUUCAGUAUUCCAAGGAUCGCCCCGCAAAGCAAGGCGAGGCGCACGACUCCAAGGAUCCUUCAUCAUGGCGGAACCCACCCGAGCUGGAGGAGGUUAUUUUCCAUCGCCUGCACAAAGCCUUUUCAGGAGAACGCGUCGAAAGGCCCGUUACCAAUGCAGAAGGUCUUGGCACUGUGUACGCACUAGCCGGUAUCCAACAACACCCUCAGCAACAGUCUAUCAAUGUCCGCGAGGCGCUGGGACUGCUCAUAUUUGGCCUGAUCGAUAAUGCCAAAAUCCUUGAGCUGUUGAACAGGAGCGAGCUCAAAGAAAUCCGGAAACAGUUUGCUCAGGCGCUUUCAACUUUCAUACCAUUCCUCUCGCAAACCUCUAUUGCAAUUGCUAACCGCCUCGAAAUGUACCAAAAAGAACACGACCUCCACGACAAGUCACUACCCAACUCUAACGAAGAUGCUGGAGAGAAUGCUGUCGCUGCUUUGCAGCUGGAAGCUGUUAUCGAAAUCCCUUUAAUCAACACCCGAGCUGGCCUCUAUAUAUUCUUACACUCAUUGCUUGUUGCCCGCCCACUUACAGAUGACAUUCUAAUCACCAGCUAUCUCAAUUCCCGCUAUAAGAUGGAUGCUCAGGUUAUGGCAACCGACUUGGUCACCGCAGCGUUCGAUCUCCUAGCAAACGCUAUGUACCGGAAUGAACCGACUCAGACCAUGUAUAGCUUGAAGUCUUUCCUUGUCAACAAGAUACCCCUUCUUUUAUCCCAAUACGCCUCUUCUAUGUAUGCCAUGAACCCGGAGCUGUGCAUUACACAGGCUUUAAGUCAUAUAGAUCCAAAUGCUUUCCCUGCCUUCUCGCAAGGGUUCGAGGACAUUAUGGGGAACAGCAACUCUCUAUCUGAGGUGCGCCAGGAGUUCCUCAACGCAUGCGCACUGCAUAAUUUGAUCCAAACAAGCACCAUCGAGCGUUUACUUGGGGAAGCACCAAUGCAAGGCCCACCCGCAAUCAAGUAUUCCAAGCAGAAUCUGCUCGCACAGUGCAAGGAUAAUUUUGAAAAAGUGUAUGCCUACAUUGAAGAAUUGGAAAACCUCGACGGGAACGCAGGCGCUAUCGUGGGCGCUGUGACAGAGUUCAUAGCGCAUCUUUGUGAGACACAGAUGACGAUGCAUCUCAAAAACAUAUGCAAUCUUUUAUCUAGGAAGUCACAGGCCUUGGAUACUAUUUUGCAGUUCACUUCGCCUAUCAGCAUACUGAAACCAUUAUGUGUCUUUCUCGAUGAAUGGCGGUACGAUGGAGAUCAAGGUGAAUAUCAACCGGUCUAUGAUGAGUUUGGUGCAAUAUUGGUACUGGUCAUGGCUUUUAUCCAUCGAUAUGACUUGACCCAUUACGACUUGGGGAUUAACCAUAACUCUUUUGUCGCUCAAUUACUGGAAAGCGGUUACCGCAGUGUAAUGCCAGACGAAUUGACGGAUGAGCAAGGCAAUCAUCUUGGGAGCUGGUUACGAGAUCUCUACGAUUCUGAUAAGGAAGGACUCAGUAACGAGGUUUUUGCAUCUUGUCGGCCCCAAGAUUUCUACCUCAUAGUGCCUACGCUCUUCAGUCAAACUGUAAUGGCCUGCUCAGCAGAUGUGCUAUCUUUGGACACAGUCAAGGGUGGAUUAGAGUAUCUCCACGAGACCUUUCUCUUGCCGGCCUUGAUUGGUGGCUUAUCAUGGAUGGCAUCGCAUGCCUUGCUUUCUGGGCAUCAAGAUCUGGAUGUUCUGAUGCAAAUGUUUGGCAAAUUGAUUCGGUCUACACCGACAUCCGGUGAUGCACAAGCUAUGCACUCCACUAUCCUCUCUGUGGUGUCUCCACGACUGGAGAAAUGCUUUCGCACAUUAAAGCGACGCCAUCCAAACCUUACCGAUAUCGAACCGCUCCUCCACGCAAUCAAAGGUGUAAAAGGCAAUCUCCACUACGAGCGCUCGGUGUAUUCAUCUGCAGCAGAGUUGGACCAAUGGACAAAUGCUACUAGUAAUACGCUCGUUUCAUCGCUACGAAAUACUGUGCAGCAGCUUUCACAGUGGGCUUCUUCGGCAGGGCUACAACCUAACCCCCCAAGUUAUACUCAUCGCCAGAUUUAUACAUGCAUUAAACUCAUUGGCGCAUCCAAGACGGUUCGGGCCAUUGUUGACGAGAUCAAAGCACAAACGGAUGCUGGAAAUGGUCCCGCUGCUUUAGAUGUAGGUGUCUCUAUCAUUUGUGCGCCAAUGGUUGAGAACAGCCCCAUACCUGUCAACUGGGCUGGCAGUUCAAUCCUAGCUCCUUCGCCACUGCGAACCCGUUCAAAUCUCCGGGAAGCCCUGAAAAGCGAGCUAGAUGAUGCUGCCAGCCUCGUAUCCACGGAUCCGUUAGUUGCUGAAAGUAUUGUUCGUCUCCAUCGACGUGUGGAGGGUUUGUUUGCAGUCCUCGCUCAAACAGCUAGCAUCCCUACCGAUGAUGCCAUGUUAUCAACGGUCAACCUGACGAAUGUACCAUCACAGGACCUUCCUGAUGAUCUUGAUAAAGCAAUGGAUGAUGCCACAGCAGGAGUCUUGGCAACAGCCAACGGUGAUAUGUCUACAAUAGAGGGAAUCGACAUAGAUCUGAACAAGCAAGGCUUAAAUCGCACCAUGGACGACCUGGAUCUUUCGGCGGCAGGCGUAGAUCUAAGUGCAAUAGGAGUGGGGGCUGGUGGAAUGGAUGCUGAUAUUCAAAUGGACGAUCUCCCUGACCUUGAUCUGGGAGAUAUGGGAGACAUGGGAGACAUGGGCCUGGGCGGGGAGGGUGACGAUUGGGGGUUGGACUUCACUGACAUGUAG